AUGGAAAGAGAAGGUAACUCAGAUCCCAUCCCUGUUGACAUCAUUCUCGACAUCCUCUCGAGAUUGUCUGUUGAAUCAAUCGCUAGGUUUGGUCUCGCAUCCAAGUUCUGCGCAUCCAUACACACCUCUCAAGAUUUCACCGAGUUGUUCUUAACAAGAUCCUUGACUUCUGAGCCACGUCUCUUAUUCGCUGUCAAAAAUUCCAAUGAGUGGCGCUUCUACACGUCGCCUCAUCUCCAGAAUCCAGACAAGAACAACUCUCUUGUAGUAUCAGCCGACUUUCAUAUGAAGUUACGUGGAGAUAUCGGACAAGAGAUCUGUGGUCCGGUCUCUGGCUUGCUCUAUUUCCCUAAUAUGAAGAGAGGUGAAGUUCCGGCUAUAUGUAACCCUAGCACGGGACAGUACACGAGAUUACCUCAGCUGAAGAGGAAAAGAGAUUCAAGAACCUUAUUAGGGUAUGAUCCUAUUGGCAAACGAUACAAAGCAUCAACCCUAAGGAACUCGCUUUAUGGAGCAUCUAAUGAUGAAGAGGGACAACAAAUUCUAACAUUAGGAACUAAGAACGUGUCAUGGAGACAAAUGUAUUGUCCGGAAAAACAUUACCCUAUAGGUGAAGGUGUAUGCAUCAAUGGGGUUUUGUAUUACAUAGCUGGACAAGGAAAGGGUCAGAAGAUAGCUUGCUUUGAUGUUAGGUCUGAAAAGCUUUGGUUUCUUAAGACAGACGCUAUCAUUAAGAAGUUAUUAGUUUCAUCUUCGCGUACUAAACUGAUUAAUUACAAAGGUAAACUAGGAGUGAUGAGUUGGUGCUGGUAUACCUACGAUGAUGAGUAUGACGAAAUGCCUAGUUGUGAGCUCUAUUUGCGUUUGUGGACUCUAGAGGACAUUGACCAGCAGAAACAAGAAUGGUUGGAACAUAGACACAGGUUUCCAGUGGAUAUAGUCGUCAAGGGAGGUGUUUCCAUGGUCGGAGUGACUACUACUGGUGAAAUUAUUUUGUCAUCGGAGUAUACAUCUAAAGCUUUGUUUGUUUUCUACUGUAAUCUCGGAAGAGGCACUCUUGAGAGAGUUAGUGUUAAAGGUUUUGAAGCGUUUAAGAAUCCUACUAGAGUUUACACCUUUGUAGACUAUGUUGAAGAUCAUAAGUUUAUAAACAGAGACUCUAGCUAG
Molecule: messenger RNA, 1167 nt
Organism: Capsella rubella
Lineage: Eukaryota; Viridiplantae; Streptophyta; Magnoliopsida; Brassicales; Brassicaceae
Product: putative F-box protein At5g52620
Exons: 1
Coding region: 1-1167 (388 amino acids)
Molecular function (GO): protein binding
Source: RefSeq, a predicted model, not a curated record